AGGUGCAUCUGCUGCUGAUCGUACCGGUCGUUCGGGAGCAGAUCGACUCGACGGGAAGGAAGAUGAAGGCCCUCCGGUAUCAGCUGAGCAAACGCAGCUUGAGUCCUACCUGUACGACCACGUGGCGGACAUCUCUGGGAGAAAUAAUGUGCAGAUUGUGAGGAAUUUGAUCGCAGAGUACGCAGACUUGGGUCACCUAGGGCCUUUUUUCGCAGAGCAGUUUCCGAUGGGAAUGCGGGAAGAGCAAUUUGGCUGGUUUCUGGUCCAAAGCCAAGAUGAGUCGGCGGACAGCGCCGCGCGUGUCUUCAGGAAUUUGCAGCAGCCGUGGUGUACGAAGGCAGAUCCUGGAGGUGACUCUUCUAGUUUUACGGGUUCAGGAGCGAGCGGCCUUGGGAGCUAUAAUGCUGGAACAAACAAUACUCAUAAUUCCGCUUCUUCCUCCGGAUACAACAAUAUUUACAACAGUUACAGCGACCCCUAUGGUUCAUCUCCGUACGGAACCGAUUCGUUAUCCG
Molecule: messenger RNA, 515 nt
Organism: Amoebophrya sp. A25
Lineage: Eukaryota; Dinophyceae; Syndiniales; Amoebophryaceae
Source: the annotation of a GenBank genome assembly